AUGAAAAUCAAAAUUGGAAAUAUUUUAAAAAAUGUGGUAAUUUUGGUAAUUUUUAGUUUAUUUAUUUCAAAAAUUAAUUCAGAAGUUGUUAAACCAAACCCAGCUAAGCCAGAUGAAUUGGUAAUAGCAUUUAUGUCACCAUAUUUCGACCCAGAAUAUACCCAAUACAGUGGUGCAGCAGAAUAUGCACUUAGUAAAUUCAAUGAAACCUUUAAAACCAAAUAUUCAAAAACCAUUAAAUUGCAUACAUUUACUGAUACAAAUGAUGUUAUUGAUUCCUUGGAUUUAGUGACAAUGCCAGUCAAUGGUAUUGUUGGUCCAGCGUAUUCAGGUUCAUCAUCAACUGCAUGUUUAGUAUUUGGAGCAUUUGCAGUUCCAAGUAUAAGUUUUUAUGCUACAGGUGCAAGUCUUUCAAAUAGUGGAUCCUAUCCAUAUUUCCAACGUGUUAUGCCAGACGAUCGUUUACAAGUACAAGCAAUUCUAUCAUUAUUGAAAAAGAAUGGUUGGACUCGUGUUUCAUGUAUUCAUACCAAUGAAGAUUAUGGUAAUGGUGGUGCUGAUCAAUUGGUUCAACAAUCAAAUGCACAAGGUAUCACAGUUAAUACCAAUCAAGCUAUCGAUCCAGUUGAUAAUGGCAUUGCACCAGAACAACUAUAUUAUGAUAUUGUAUUUGACAAUUUAGAAGCUGCCAAAUCCAGAGUGAUUGUAUUGUAUGCUCUCUUCCCACCAGAUUGUCUUGAAAUUUGGAAACAAGCAAAAGCAAGAGGUUUCUUGGGUGAAGGUUUCACAUGGAUUGUAACCGAUGGUUGCGCAGAGUUAACAGGUGGAACAGAUCCAGAUUUACUUGGUGUUUUAGCAACUUUCCCAAGUUAUGGUUUAGGUACUGAAGCCUAUACUGACUUUGAGAGAACCAUUGUCAACGAUUAUAACAACAACACCGGUGAUGCUUUCUAUAAGGGUGCAUCAUUUUCAUAUGAUGCCACCUAUGCAAUGUUAAUGGGAAUUGAAGCGGUUUUAGCAAAAGGUGGUGAUCCAUGGGAUGGUGAACAAGUUAGAACUGAACUUCGUAAUCUUAAAUUUAAUGGUAUCACUGGUACCAUUGCUUUCGAUAAAAAUACAGGUGAUAGAUUGUAUGGUGAAUUUGCACUUUUAAAUCUUAUCAAUUCAACCAAAGGUUCAUUCGAUCCAAUUGGUAAAAUUAAUCCAGAUUCAGGUGAAAUCACUCUUAAAAGCGAUAUUCUUUACUCUGGACCAACCUAUAAAGUUCCAUCAGAUUAUCAAGUGGUUGUUUUCGAUAGAACCUUAAAUAUUGUCCUAGGUGUUAUCACUGGUGUUUGUGUUUUAAUCGUUAUUGGUAUUGGUUCGGUCAUUGCUUUACAAUGGAGAAAAUUCCGUUACUCAUCACCACUCUUUUGUAUGUUUAUUAUCAUUGGUGCUCUUAUGGGUUUGGCAUCAGUUUUCACCCUAUUACCAACUCCAACCACUCCAUUAUGUUCUGGUUUCCCUUGGUUAUUAGGUUUAGGUUACGUUAUUGUCUUUGGUACACUCUUCACCAAAACUUGGAGAACUUGGAGACUUUUCUCAAAUGCUAGAAAAUUCAAAAUCAUUCGUAUCACCAAUAAAUUCAUUAUCACUCUUGUAGGUGGUUUCGUAUUACUCGAAAGUAUUUUCAUGAUCAUUUGGACUGCAGUCGAUAGACCAAUUCCAUUGGCUGAACCAAUCUUUAAAGCUGGUGAAGCUCAACUUCAAUGUACUUCAGAUUCUGAAGCUUGGUGGUAUGUUUUCGUUUUCUAUAAAGUAUUUUACAUUCUUUUUGGUGUAUUUUUAGCUUUUAAAACAAGAAAUGUUGUUGAUUCUUUAAAUGAAUCAAAACCAAUUACUUUAGCUUUAUAUAAUUUAACAUUUGUUAUGGUUGUUGCAAUUGCACUUGGUUUUAUUUUAAGAGAUAAUCCAAUUGCAAUUAUUGUAAUUCAAACAAUUGCAAUUUUACUUGGAUUUACAGUUACAGUAUCAGUACUUUUCUUACCAAAGGUUUGGAUGAUUUUAUCUGGUCAACAACAUUCAAUGGAUUCAAUUGGUACCUCAAUGGAUUCAAUGGGAAGAUCAAAUGGUAAUACCACAGAAGCAGAGUCAACUAGAGGUUACACAAAUAAAGAUUACAAUAAUCAAUCAGUUGGUAGAUCAUUCUCUGCUCAUGCCACUGGUUUCAAAGAUGUCGCUCCAUCAAAUCAUCCACAACUUGGUAUUGUUUAUACUGGUGGUGAUAAUUUCCCAAGAGUUGGUUCUUCACAAACAGCUGCUUCAAGAAGUGAAGCUGAAAUUAAUGUUAGUAAAGAUGUUUUAGCAAAAGCAAAUAAAAAGAAUGAAGAAGAAUUUGGGGAAUUUUUUUUAAAACCAUCCGAGGAUAAUAUUUUAAAAAAAAAAAAAAAAAAAAAAAAUANCAAUAAAUAA
Dictyostelium discoideum AX4 is the source of this 2451-nucleotide messenger RNA. RefSeq names its product G-protein-coupled receptor family 3 protein 5 (gene grlE). Gene Ontology annotation, biological process: G protein-coupled receptor signaling pathway. Bases 1 to 2451 code for a protein of 816 amino acids. Gene Ontology annotation, molecular function: G protein-coupled receptor activity; G protein-coupled GABA receptor activity. Lineage: Eukaryota; Evosea; Eumycetozoa; Dictyosteliales; Dictyosteliaceae. The record is from RefSeq and is a predicted model, not a curated record. The transcript has 2 exons. Gene Ontology annotation, cellular component: membrane; plasma membrane.